Messenger RNA from Neopelma chrysocephalum (saffron-crested tyrant-manakin), 2548 nucleotides. It is a transcript of the gene IL33R, whose product is annotated as interleukin 1 receptor like 1. Gene Ontology annotation, biological process: signal transduction. Gene Ontology annotation, molecular function: interleukin-33 receptor activity; interleukin-1 receptor activity; interleukin-33 binding. NCBI's taxonomy places the organism in Eukaryota, Metazoa, Chordata, Aves, Passeriformes, Pipridae. The transcript is spliced from 13 exons. The record is from RefSeq and is a predicted model, not a curated record. The coding region runs from base 273 to 1883 and encodes 536 amino acids.
GUAAUGUCUGGUACAAGCUAAGCAAAGAAAUCAGUGCAAAAGAUCCAGCCACAGAGAACAAGCCACUUCUCUGCUUUCUGAAUUUUCCAGAUGCCCAUUUUCAGUCAGAAUGGAUUUUCUGGUUUGUUAAAAGAAUGAAAAUCGCUUUCAAAAGCUUGUCAAUUAUCUGUAGUACCGUGGGAGUGCUUCUUACUCACACAUGAUAAUACAACCCACCACUCUGUGAUCUGCAGUGAAGGACAGCAUUCAAGGGAAGGGUUUAUUAAUGAAAUAUGACAGGGUACGCAGAUUUGAUCUUCCUAUCUACCUUCCUCUUGGUUUCCAUGACAACUGAACCAUUUGAUCCAAUGGAAGGUGAGGCUUUAGUUAUAAAAUGUCCCAAACGGAGUUCAUCUGUGAAAGUUACCUGGUAUCACAUGGAUACUAACAAAAUAAUUCCUGCAGAAGAGGAGGGAUCACGAAUAUUUUCCUUAGAACGAUUUCUUUGGUUUCUGCCAACUUCUAGAGAGGAUUCUGGAAACUACACUUGUGUAACACAUCUUUCAAAAAAUCGCACAAAGUCAUUCAACGUGAGUGUGCAAGUGCAUUCCUACAAGCAAGGAGUAUGUUUCCCAAGUCAGAUUCGUUACCCAAAUGACACUGGAAGAGGAAAAAUUGUUUGUCCUACCAUUGAUAACUAUAAGAAUGCUACUAUCGUCCAGUGGUAUAAGGACUGCAAACCUCUUCAGGGACAGAGAUACUUCAAGGAAGAAAAAUACAUUUAUAUUGAGAACCCAACAAGGGAGGAUGAUGGUUAUUAUACUUGUCAGUUUAUUUAUACUCAUAAAGGAAAUGUGUUUAAUGCAUCAGCAACAAGAAUUUUCAUAAGUGAGGCAAAACACUCACCUCUACCUCCUCAAAUCUUAUUUCCAAAGAAUAAAGAAGUAAUAGAAGUGGAGCUUGGUGCUGCUUUGUCUCUGAAAUGUCAGGCCCUCCUGGGGAUUAAGAAACAGCCAAUGUCUGCUGUCAGAUGGGAUGUGAAUAACAUCCCAGCAAAACACUACGAUUUUACAAGAUUUCAUGAAGAAACACAUUUUUUUGAAGGACAUGAGCAAGAAUACUACGAAGAGACCACUUUGAAUAUAACUGAAGUAAAAAACAAGGAUCUGCAGUCAAAUUUUACAUGUAUAGCAUUGAACAGAAUGCACAACACAAGAGUCACAGUGACAUUACAACUCAAAACACAAUUUGAGGUGGUUCUUUGUAAUGUCCUCUUGAUCGCAGGAUCUCUAGUUCUGCUAGUUGCAAUAGCAGUCUCGGUUAUACUUUAUCAGUCCUUCCGAGCUGAUAUCGUCCUAUUGUAUCGGGAGAUAUUUCGGCCCUACUCCGUCAAGGACGAUGGGAAGAUAUAUGAUGCAUAUGUUAUCUACCCCAAAAACCACACCAAUGAAGCUAAUUUUGUGGAAUACUUUGUUUAUCAAAUCAUGCCAGAUAUUCUAGAAAAUAAAUGUGGAUAUAAAUUGUGUAUUUAUGGGAGAGAUAUAUAUCCUGGAGAAGAUACAGUCAGUGCAAUUGAGAAGAGGAUGCAGAGGAGCAGACGGCUGAUCAUCCUUCUAACACACCAGCUGAUUAAUUGUAAAGAACCUACUUAUGAUCAACACAUUGCUUUAUACAAUGCCCUCAUUCAAAAUGACACAAAGGUGAUCCUUCUGGAAAUGGAGAGAAUUGGGACUUAUGGGAAGCUUCAGGAAUCUCUUAGGUUUCUUAUUAAGCAGCAAGGUACCAUCAAAUGGAAAGAGCAGCACACUGUGCACCCACAGUCACCCAAUUCUAAGUUCUGGAAACAGGUGAGGUACCAUAUGCCACUGACACUCAAGUCCUCACACUCAGCUAACACUGGGUGAACAGUCUAUGGAAAUACUGGUGGACUCUCAGGAUGGGCUAUAUGCCUGCAACUCUUUUUCCUUUCAGAACGUACAUGAUUUUACAAUCUGGAAGUCUGGUUGUGUUUUUUGAACUUUUUUUGAGCUUUUUUCAGUCCUUCAAUUGAAUAAUGAUAAGGUAAAUCAAUAGAAGAGGUCUAGGGAACUGAGAGAAGUUUUUAUAGGUAUGAGAGUUCUGUGAAGAACUAAUUCUAGAUCGUGUGGAGUAUUUUGCAUGAAGCUAAAUGUACCUAUAUUCUUUCUAUAUAUAGUUGUACAUAUAACAGAAAGUUAUUAUUGUGAAUAGGUGAAUGCCUUCCAGGUUUACUUCACCUUUCUAAUGCAGUUGAUCAAACCUAAAUGCUUUAUGUAUUAUUUGACUAGAAAGUAUAAUGUGUAUUAUGCCAAUAGAAAGUAUAAUGUUAUGCUUUUGUUACCUUUUUUUUGCCACAUUUCUUUUUGAUUCAAUAGUGAUACUCAAACCAUGAAAUUUUAGUUUUCCUUAGUAUGGAUGCCUCACUAAAGGCUCUUUUGAGACUGAUGUGAAUACAGCAUUAAAAAAAUGCAGUGUUAAGCGAAAUAAAUACACUGAUAUAUAUUUAUAUGCAAUUUUUUAUAUUUUAUAUAUAUACUAAAAUCAAUUUCAU